Messenger RNA from Seminavis robusta, 1086 nucleotides. The record is from the annotation of a GenBank genome assembly. NCBI's taxonomy places the organism in Eukaryota, Bacillariophyta, Bacillariophyceae, Naviculales, Naviculaceae.
AUGUCGUCAGAAGAAGAGGACCCAUCGAAGCCAUCGUUCUCAUGCCAUCCGUCACGCUUUCCAUACACUGCUGCAGGAGAGUUAGCCAAUGUCUACCUCGUUAGCCACAAAACGAGCAAAAAGACGUAUGCUCUCAAAAUAUUCGACAAGCUCCAUUGCUUUGAACACACCGCUGGUUUUGACGCCGUCAAGAGUUUGAACCGGGAAGCCGAAGUCCUCCGGCUGAUUCAGAGUCCCUUCAUUCUGCAAAUGUACCAAUCUUGGCAAGACAAGACCUGUGUCUACUUUUUACUGCCCCUGAUUCCGGGAGGGGAGCUAUCCAAACGACUUUAUGAUUACACCAAUCAAGAAGGAAACAGCACGGACGUGGGAUUGCCAACCGACCAUGCCUUGUUUUACAGCGCCUGCAUUGCGGAAGCCAUUGCCCACAUGCACCAACGCAAUAUUGCUUACCGUGAUUUGAAACCAGACAAUAUCAUGAUUGACCGCGAGGGAUACUGUGUCCUGAUUGACCUAGGUUUCACGAAGGUUAUCAUGGACAAGAGUUACACCAUGUGUGGGACACCCGGUUAUGUGGCAAGUGAACAACUCGCCAGUGGAAAUCGAGGUGGGGGUGUUCGCAGGCACCAUACGAAACUGGUGGAUUGGUGGAGUUUUGCCGUCGUACUGUAUGAACUACUCAAGAAUCAAACUCCCUUUCAAUGUCCCGGCAUGGAUGAUUGGGAUACCCAGGAUGCCAUUAUGAUUGCCGAUUACAAAUGUCCCGGCUUUUUCCCUGCCGCUGCUAAGGAUUUGAUUGAUAAGUUGAUCGUUGUGGAUGUCACAAAACGGUUGGGGUAUGCGGCCGAACCAGGCACCAGCAAUCAUGCCGCCAUUCUUCAACAUGAAUGGUUUGAGACUAUUGAUUUUGACAAGUUGCGAGCCAAGGAGCUAUCAGCACCAUGGAUUCCGCCCCUGCAAGAUGACAAGGAUACGUCUCACUUUUACGAAUUUGAUGAAAAGGAGGAGGAGUAUCUGCCUUAUCGCAGCUUGUCAGCGACAGAGCAGAAGGAGUUUGAAAAGUUCGAGUUCAAAGAGACAACAUGA